AUGGCCACCGAAAAGGAAGCGAGGAUGAGAAUGCUAAAGGAGUUUGACGAAACAAAUGCGGGAGUGAAGGGCCUAGUCGACUUGGGCCUCCAAAAAAUCCCCGAGAUCUUCGUUAGUCCGUUAGACGAGUUCGGUCGGGAGCCUGAACUACGACAGUCAGUCCAGGUCCCGGUGAUCGAUAUUGGAGACAUGGGAAAUCCCGAGAGGCGAAAUUGGAUCGUGGAGCAAGUGAGAAUGGCUUCGGAGGCGUUUGGGUUUUUUCAGGUGGUGAAUCAUGGGAUUCCACGAGCGGUGCUGGACGGUAUGAUUGGUGGGGUCCACGGGUUCAUGGAUCUGGACGUUCAGGAGAAGAGAAAGUACUACACAAGGGAUGUGAGGCGGGCUGUUAGGUACACCAGCAGCUAUGAUCUGUACACCGCGAGGACUGCCAGCUGGCGGGACACGCUCAGUGUUUUAUGUUUGGGGCCUGACCCGAUAGACCCGGACGAGUUGCCGGGUUGCUCCAGGUGUGAAGUAGAAAAUGAUAUUGUUGGUUCGUUGACUAAUAGUGUGAUGUUGGAAAAGAAAAAUUCGAUCCUGCCAGUAAGGCACUACAUUUACCGCCUAGUUGAGUGA
This is a messenger RNA of Striga asiatica, 615 nucleotides long. Lineage: Eukaryota; Viridiplantae; Streptophyta; Magnoliopsida; Lamiales; Orobanchaceae. The record is from the annotation of a GenBank genome assembly.